Messenger RNA from Leptopilina boulardi, 4478 nucleotides. It is a transcript of the gene Nhe3, whose product is annotated as sodium/hydrogen exchanger 7. Gene Ontology annotation, cellular component: membrane; recycling endosome. Gene Ontology annotation, biological process: regulation of pH; sodium ion transport; proton transmembrane transport. Gene Ontology annotation, molecular function: sodium:proton antiporter activity. Lineage: Eukaryota; Metazoa; Arthropoda; Insecta; Hymenoptera; Figitidae. The transcript is spliced from 14 exons. The record is from RefSeq and is a predicted model, not a curated record. The coding region runs from base 235 to 2244 and encodes 669 amino acids.
CAAGUUUCGCGAAGUUAUUCUGCGUUCACCUUUAAUACAUGCAUAGUGUGUGAUAUUUGAUUGAUUCAAGUGUGUUUGUAUUAUACAAUGUCAAAGCAAAUGCUAAAUACAAAUUGCAACGUAGAAAUGUCAUUUUUGCUACCAGUGUCAUGUUGCGUGUUACACUUGCAUUUGUGAUUGCUCACAAUUGUCUUUGAAAGAUUUUAUUAGUUUGUAAUUGAAUAGCCAGAAAAUAUGUCAGACUUAGGUCGAUUCUUCCUUCUCGGGUACUUGUGCCUAAUUUUUGUAAAAUAUUGCAAUGGAGCGACAUCAGAUAUUGAAUUGGACGCAAAGGCACAAGCUCUACAUAUAUUAGAUAGUUUAAAUCUUUUAUUGUAUACAAUGUUAUUAAUUUUAACGGUAUUAACGAUAUGGACAUUUAAACAUCGCCGCUUAAGGUUCCUUCAUGAAACAGGUCUUGCUGUCAUUUACGGUCUUAUAGUAGGAGCAAUAAUCCGAUUUGGAUUCAAACCAAAUAGUAAAAAUUUAUCUAUGUAUGUUGACCCUAGCAGUCCAAAUAAUUAUCAUGAUACAGUGCCACCAGACACGUUAUGGUUGCACUUUCCCGAAGAUAAAGGCGGAGGCGUCAUAAAAAAUAAAACGUUUGCUUACAAUUUCCGCGGUGAAAUUUUCAAGCGGGGUAAUGAUAUUGACCUGAAGGCGACCUUCGACCCCGAGAUAUUUUUCAAUAUAAUCCUGCCUCCUAUUAUCUUCCACGCAGGUUACAGUUUAAAAAGGAAAUAUUUUUUUCGCAAUUUAGGAGCUAUUUUAACGUAUGCCCUAAUUGGUACGACCAUAUCGUCAUUCGUUAUUGGAAUUUUGAUGUACGGAUUUAUACAACUUAUACCGCAUUUGUCUACGUCUUUCACAUUUUUGGAUACUCUCUAUUUUGGAGCGUUAAUUUCUCCAACGGAUCCGUUGACAAUAAUUUCCAUCUUUAAUGAUUUACACGUCGACGUUAAUCUUUACGCUUUAGUAUUUGGUGAAAGCGUUUUGAAUGAUGCAGUUGCCAUUGUACUUAGCGGAUCCAUACAGCAUUAUCGGUCACAAUCUGUAUCGGGUGGAUUCGAAACUUUUGCUUUCUUCCGAGCUCUCGGCGAUUUCGUCGGGAUAUUUAGUUUAUCUCUAUUUAUCGGAGCUACCAUGGGAUGCAUCACAGCAUUACUUACAAAAUUUACAAGAGUUCGAGAUUUUCCGCUUUUGGAAUCGGCUUUAUUUGUUCUUAUGUCAUAUAGUACUUUCCUCAUUGCUGAAGCAUCAGAUCUUACUGGUGUGGUAGCUGUUUUAUUUUGUGGUAUAUGCCAAGCUCAUUAUACCUACAAUAAUCUCAGUCCAGAUUCUCGUCAAAGGACAAAACAGUUGUUUGAGUUACUCAAUUUUUUAGCAGAGAAUUUUAUAUUCAGUUACAUUGGUGUAUCGAUGUUCACGUUCCCGAAACACCGAUUCGAUCCAGGAUUCAGUUUUGCAGGAUUCUUUUGUGCCAUGUUAGGACGAGCAGUCAAUGUUUAUCCUCUCUCGUUCCUAAUGAAUUUGGCGAGAAAGCCUAAAAUUUCAUUAAACUAUCAGCACAUGCUGUUUUGUGCUGGUUUACGCGGUGCAAUGAGUUUCGCUCUGGCAAUUAGAAAUACAGUUUCAGAAGCCAGACAAGCUAUGCUAACCACCACUAGUCUCAUCGUCAUAUUGACGGUAAUUUUCCAAGGUGGAGCAACAACACAAUUUUUAAGCUGGUUUAAAAUACCAGUCGGUGUAGAUGAAGAAGUAGAAGGUUUAUCGCAUAAUGGCGUCAGGAGCAUGUACAAUACCGUGGACACUACUGAAUCCGGUGGCGAGGGUGGCUUUGGCGAUCUGGAUAUGCGACGGGAGAGAAGUCCCCCGUACAAUUCUAUGCAGGAUGGACCAUCAUCAACGCCUGGGUCAAAGCCAAAUGAAAAAGCUCUUCUUGCAAGAGUUUGGGGUAAUUUUGAUACCCGUUUUAUGAAACCAUUAUUGACGCAUUCGCGUCCUACGCUUCUUGAAACUUUACCAGUUUGCUGUGGUCCACUAGCUAGGAUUCUUACUACUACGCAACAAAUGACCCAGGAGGACUUGGGAAGAAGAGUGGAUUCAGAUUCAGAUCUCUGUCUUGAUGAUCGAGAGAUUGAAAGACGAAGAACAAAUAGUAUUCAACCGACAGAAGUAUGGAGUAGCAGAAAAGAAAAUGUAUAAUAGAAAGCGGGCUUUUGUUCUUUUUUAUCAGAAUUAUACUUCGUUUUGUGUUUUAGUGUUUGUCUACAAUAAUUACAAGAGUGACAACCUAUUCAAUUUUAUUUGAUUUUUAUAUAUGUACCAUUAAAUUACCUCUGUAUUUUGUACACUUAUUAUUUGUUGCUUGCUUUUAUUUUGAACAAUCAAAUGCAUACAGUUAUAAGAUAAAUAUUAGAGAAAAAAGAUGACGCAUGAUUUAUAUAAUAGUUUCUUUUCAGAAUAUCGUUAGUUUGUUAUCACGUAUUUUUUUUAAUGUACAGCAUUUAAUUAGUUUCGUGUCAAGCAAGCAGACUUAAAUCAGGUAGAUGGAUCAGUAUUAAAAAAAAUAUAUAUCCAAGCGUAGUUGCGAUAAAUACGGUACAUAUAUCUACUUUGGAACAAUGUUUUUAUUAGUUUUAGUGAAAAAUUUAUAAUUAUAUUAAUAUUUAAUUUAUUUAAUGCAUUAUAUUGUUUUUCUUAUUUUCUUUGUAAAUGCAGGUUAUUUUGAAAAUAACAGUUUUUAAAAGUUUUCAUGCAAAAAAUUUAAAAACUAUGAAUUCAUUCGUAUAUUUUAAAUAAGAUUUAAACUAAAUUGAAAUCUACUUGGACAAAUAAAUAAUAAAGAGUAUAAAGAUGAAGAUUAGAUUAAAUGAUAAUCUAAUCAUUUGAUUUUUAAGAAGAAACACAAUUAUAAUAAGUAUUAUAAAUUUAAUUAUUGGCAUAGAAAAAUUCGAUCAAAUGAUAAUUCACUUCAAAUAAAUUCUAGAUAUUAAAUUAAAAGAAAAAAUAUUUUUUGAAUAACAUUCUAAUUUUUCAAAAUAGUCUGCAUAUAAUUUUGAAAAACAUUAUGUUCAAUUCUUAAAAGAUAUUUUUGUUUUGAACCUUAUGUGUAUAUAAAUGAUUAUUCAUUAAUAAAGUAGGUUCUUUACAUAUUUAAUAAUUCAUGGAACAGCUGGAAACUGUGACAGGAGAAGUUGGUCUGGGACCACUACAACUACAUACACGCGUCGUCCUGCCAGGUUUCAUUGGCAGACACUUAUAAUUAUUGAUAAUCAUCUUUCAAAAAAAAAAAAAAUAUUCAAUGUAUAUUCUUUUAAAAUUAAGUUUAGAAUGCUAGAUAUUAAAACAAGUGUAUGAUAUAUUAUUUGUUUCGACCGUUCACUUAUAAAUUUAUCUUAAAUUUUGAUUUUGUUAACUGCGACAUUCGCCAAUGAAUAUAAGAUUUUUAAAAUUUUACCAAUUUACACAGUGUAUAUUCUACUACAACAAAAAAGAUUGAAAGUCGAUAAAACCAUGACAGUACAAUUUAAUAGCAAUACAUAUUUUUAAGGAAUUCUUUAAUCGCUUAUAUAAAAUUUGCAAAUUCAAACAGUUAUAAUUGCUGCGAGUUGUGUUUCUUAUCAAUUUCACGAUGUUUUCAAAAAGAAAACUUUUCUUUUGUUCAGGUUUUAAAAGAAUUUUUUUAUUUAGACUACAUGUUUCGACAAUCUUUAUUCUCAUCAGGUUUAUUUGGUUUUUCUUAUAUAAACAAAAUUUUACAAACAAUAAAAGAAACAAGGGGCGUAAAAUAAAUUUAAACAAUUACUUUUGCUUGUUUUAAUAUUUUGUCUUUCAUAUUUGACAAUGACUGUUGCAAAUGCAAGUUUAAUAUUUGUUUAAACUGGUUUUCUAAAUCACGUAUUUGGAAUUUUUAAAAACUAUUCACAUUUUUAACUAUAAAAUUGAUGUAUUUGAAUUUGUGUGCUAUAAUGUGAGAAGAACAUUAUUCAACUUAUAAAUACUUAAAACAUACAUGUACUCCUCGCAUUUAUUUAUUUUGCUUCUUUGAGAAUUUAACAUCACAAGUCAAGUCUUUCUUUUGCCGUAAAUUAACAUUUUCUGUUUCAAUUUUGGCUGUGAUUGUCUUAUGCAACUGUUAUUCAAUCAUAAUAAUAUGCAUUUGAAUUAUCAAAAUAUGUAUUCCACUAUAGAAAGGGAUUUUAAGGACCUCAUAUUAUUUCAUAAGUAAAAAUGAUGAUUCGUUGUAAAAUAACUUAUAAAUUAAUUUUUUUUAUUAUAAUGCCAAAAGGAGUUUGUACUCCUUGCAGCGAAUGUUUUUGUCAUAUACAUAGAUACAUGAACUAAUAUAUACAAAUAAUAUACUGUAAUCAUAAAUUAGCAAUAAUAUUGUGAUACACGAUAAUCGAUGCAGUGUUUAAUAAAAAUCUUUGUAAAUA